This is a messenger RNA of Pyrus x bretschneideri (Chinese white pear), 586 nucleotides long. Its product is annotated as G-type lectin S-receptor-like serine/threonine-protein kinase At4g03230. The transcript is spliced from 2 exons. The record is from RefSeq and is a predicted model, not a curated record. NCBI's taxonomy places the organism in Eukaryota, Viridiplantae, Streptophyta, Magnoliopsida, Rosales, Rosaceae. Bases 95 to 499 code for a protein of 134 amino acids.
AGUUACAAUAUUUCCUUCAUAUAUAAUUGUAAACCAUUUAUGUAGCGGUUAUAUGUCGCCUGAAUAUGCCCUCUAUGGCCAUUUUUAAGAAAAAAUGGAUGUGUUUAGUUUUGGUGUAUUACUCCUAGAGAUUGUGAGGGGAAAGCGAAAUUCUACUUUUCAUCGUUUUGAAGAUCGACUUACACUUGUUGAAUGGGCGUGGAAGUUAUGGAAUGAAGGAAGAGGAAUCGAGGUUAUUGAUGAAUUGUUACGGAAAAAGUGCCAGCUUGAUGAAGCAUUGAGGUGUAUCCAUGUAGGGUAUUUGUGUGUUCAAGAAGCUCCAGCUGAUUUACCAGCAAUGUCUUCGGUAAUUCGUAUGCUACAGAGCAAUGAAGCUACAUCACUUCCACCCUCCAAAGAAGCUGUUUUCUCAAUACAUAGGGGUGCCGGUGCUGUUGGUUGUUCUUCUCAAACACCUGCCAAUUUUUCAAACAAUGAACUCACUGUUAGUUUGCCAUAAGGUCAAUAGAGGUUCAUAUUUUUGUGAACGUCAAAAUUAAAUAUGUAAACCUCAAGAAUAAGACUAUGACAUUCAACUCUUCCUUUC